Theileria annulata is the source of this 1689-nucleotide messenger RNA. Its product is annotated as protein with kelch domain. Bases 1 to 1689 code for a protein of 562 amino acids. Lineage: Eukaryota; Apicomplexa; Aconoidasida; Piroplasmida; Theileriidae. Gene Ontology annotation, molecular function: protein binding. Gene Ontology annotation, biological process: protein homooligomerization. The record is from RefSeq and is a predicted model, not a curated record. The transcript has 3 exons.
AUGGAUCCUAAUAAUAAUUUAGAAAGUAAAUUGUGGUUAAAUUCCCCAGGGUCAUCCGGCAGGAAUGAAGGAUAUCCAACGAAUGAAUUUAAAGGCCUGACCCUCUCUGACCCAACUGAUCUGCCGCUUUCAGCGGACAUUGUGCCCCUGAAAAUUUCAAACGGACCUCAGGACGAGGUGGGCUCCGACGAAUUUGAAGUCAUGGUUAACGACCUCCGAAGCAUCUUCAUCUGCUGGCUCAAAAAGACUCAAAACAGCCUAAAAUCGCAGCGCGAGAACCUAAUCCGAGAAGCAGACGAAUUACAAAAGGAGAAAAACGCAUUCGUACAGAAGAUUAAACAAGAAAGAGCUAUUGAAGCUGAGAAAUUAGCGGAGGAUAGAAGAAGACAGAAUGCAGAAAUAGCAAGCCAGUUGAAACAGAUACAAAUAGAAAGAGAAGACUCAAGGAGAAGAAUAGAAGAUGAUUGGUGCAAGUUGGAGCACGAAAAGGACGUAUUUAGGAAGUACAUGCAGCUGGAGGCCGAGAAGCUGAAACAGAAAAUUGAGUUAUUGGAACAAGAGAAGCGCAAGGUCGUUGACAGUAAAAUUGCGUCCGAGACUAUGGUAGAUAUCAACGUAGGAGGAGUUGUAUUUGAAACCUCAAGGCAUACACUGACUAGACAAGAAAACAGUUACCUCAACGGACUCCUGAGCGGAAGAUACGAAGUUGGAAGGGACCGCCAAGGCAGAAUCUUCCUGGACAGAGACUACGAACUUUUCAGGAUCAUACUCAACUUUUUGAGAAAUCCCACAUCUCUUCCAAUUCCAAGGGACUUGACGGAAAGCGCAAUGAUAUUGGAGGAGGCUAAAUACUAUAAAGUAAAAUUCAGCCCAUAUCCAUUGGUGUUGUGUUACGGAGGCCAUAACGGGAAGGAGCACUUGCGAUCAAUGGAGCUGCUUGACAUGGAAAGCAAGGUUUGGCGUAACUGCAACCCAAUGGCCACCGAACGUAUGUACUUUGGCUCGGGCGUUUUGAACAACUUUCUGUACGUAUUUGGAGGCCAAAAUCUCGACUACAAGGCACUUUGUGAUGUAGAAAUGUACGACCGACUUAGAGACUCAUGGCAGUCUGCAGCACCCCUGAAACAACCCAGACGCAACAACGCAGGAGCUGCCCUAGCUGAUCGCCUUUUUUGUGUAGGAGGCUUUGACGGAAUGAACAUUUUGGACUCAGUUGAGUCGUACGAUAUGCGAAUGAAGAAUUGGAUACCCGUAGCAUCUCUCAAUUUGCCCCGUUCCUCGGCCAUGGUGACCCACCAAAAUGGAUCUCUAUAUGCAAUAGGAGGUACAACUGGUGAGCGCCUAAAGUCAGUAGAGCGCUAUGACGUUAGGAAAAACGAAUGGGAACUGAUAAGCAACGGAUUAUUAGAAGUUAGGUCAGCCGGAGCGGCAUGCACUUACCUUAAUGAGAUGUUCAUCGCCGGUGGAAUUGACAACCUCCAGUCUGUACACUCAUCUGUCGAGACUUGGGACUCAAAGAAUCAAACCAGUUCAUUUCUUAAGGACGUCCCAGUCCCUGUCAUGGACUGCGCUAUGGCAUCAACUCCUCACAAUAUUGUCCUUGUUGGAGGACAAAAUAAUAACAUUCUUGAUUCUACUUUCUUUUAUCAACCAGAAUCUGACCAAUGGACUACAGGUUUGUUACAAUAA